AUGUGUGAACUAAUUGUACACAACAUUCUGUCUUGUCAUCACAGCCUCCUAGAAGGUCAACACUCAGCCAAAUUUCCUUUGACUUCCAGCAGCGAUCCUCUUGGCUUCGGAGAAUCCGGCGAGAUCUGCUGUGAUAGAAUCAUCUCACCAAAUGACCGAAUUCUCGUUGAGUCUGUUGGGCUGCCCGAUUCGCUUCCCUUCCUCUCAUUCGCGAGCCUUCCUCCCUUGCCCAGUUCGAUUUCCUACUCAAAGUCGACGUACCCCUCGACGCCCGUGUCAAAGGCAUCAACCACCAUCGCUCCCUGCCCAGCAAAUGGUGUAACUGACCAGCGGGAAACAGGCUGCUUUGAUGAUGUCGCCCCAACAACGUCGUCAAUGGAACUACUUCACUAUCCAAGCUCUCCAAGUAGCUCACCUUCUCCUUGCAGCCUGGUGGUAACCACAGUCAGCCAACCUACCAGUCUCAGUUCCGGAAUGAGUAUCUCAGCACCCACUUCGUCAGUCGACCAGCUCUUCCAGAGCCAAGUGUCUAGAUCGCAAACCGCCUCGCUCCAAUUACCUUUGACUUCCUCAGACAAAACAUUUUCAAGACCAGCAAAUUGGUUGGCUGGACUUCGAGCCCUUUACAAUCAGCUACAUUUGGCCAUGACCCCAGGCUCGACCUCGGCCCCAGCCAAGCCAUUAAUUGGCUCUCCAGCACGAGCUCCAGAAGUCUGGAUGACUUCUACAGGCUCGCAUCCAACUAACUCAUUGGCGGAAUCCUUCUACAACGAGACAAAUGAUUUGCAAAAUACCUGCCCAAGUCCAGGCUCUCCGAUGAAUUGGCCUUCUGGAAGUACCAGAGACGCCCAUUUGGAGAGUCCGGAUAAGACAACAGUGACAUGGGCAAGUCGGCAUUCUAAUAUUCACCAGGACAAUCAGAAUGCCUCCGUAGGCACAGGACUUUCUUGCGAAGAGGCGCUAGUCCACUUGACGGAGCGUACACUUUAUCCGAUUCUUCAGGAGAAUGGCCAACGUCGCUACGGUCCCCCACCUGACUGGCUGAGCAGGCCACCACCACCGCGUGGCUGUGAAGUCUUCAUCGGAAAAAUUCCCAGAGGCUGUUUCGAGGACGAGCUUGUACCCAUCUUUGAGACGGCCGGACGAAUCUACAUGUUUCGAUUGAUGAUGGACUUUAGUGGCUGCAAUCGUGGCUAUGGUUUUUGUAUAUACACAAAUCGCGAAGACGCACGUCGAGCAGUCACUGAAUUGGACAACUAUGAGAUAAGACGUGGCAAAACCCUAGGCGUCUGUUUUAGUGUGGACAACUGUCGGCUCUUUGUGGGUGGGAUACCGAAAACUCGCACCAAAGAGGAGAUCAUGGUCGAGAUGACGAAAGUAACAGAAGGCGUAAAAGACGUUAUCGUCUACCCAAGCGUCACAGACAAGACAAAGAAUCGUGGAUUUGCAUUCGUCGAGUACGACAACCACAAGGCAGCUGCCAUGGCAAGAAGGAAGCUGAUUCCCGGGCGUAUACAUCUUUGGGGACACCAAAUUGCCGUUGACUGGGCUGAGCCAGAAAGAGAGGUCGACGAGGAUAUAAUGUCCAAGGUGAGAAAAGCGGGACACAUUAAAGUAAAUAUUUGUACGUUUGUCAUUUGA
This is a messenger RNA of Protopolystoma xenopodis, 1641 nucleotides long. The record is from the annotation of a GenBank genome assembly. Lineage: Eukaryota; Metazoa; Platyhelminthes; Monogenea; Polystomatidea; Polystomatidae.